CAAACUUACCAUCAAAUACUCUGUUUUCAAUCUGCCAAAAAGAAACAACAAGACAAACCCAAAGAACAGAGAUCCCAAGCCCGUGAUCAAUUCUUUCACAAAUUCGUCUUACAUUAGUCAAAAAUAAGAAACCCAACAUUGAAUUCAUACUCUGAUUAUUGACAAAAUUGACACAACCUCCCAGCUGCCUAUAAAACCACGAAACCAGUCUCAAUCUCAUUCAAAAAAUAAGUCACAAAAAUGGGAGGCAGAGUAAUUUUCACAGUAAUUAUGGCUGUUAUGCUGGUGUCCAUAACUUAUGGGUCAGCUCAAGUUACUUCACCGACACCCACAACUCCGGUGGUGGCCCCGCCGCCGUCCUCCGCCACCAAUGCUUCACAAGAAUUCGUGGACGCGCAUAAUCAAGCAAGGAAAGAUGUGGGAGUUGGGCCUCUCAAGUGGAGCGAGACAUUGGCCAAAUCAGCCAGCUUAACUGUCAGGUACCAAAGGGACAACCGAAAUUGCAGUUUCGCUGACCUGUCCAACAGCCAGUACGGCGGGAACCAGCUCCGGGCUAGUGGGGUGGCGGUGCCGCCGCGCACGGCGGUGGGGAUUUGGGUGUCGGAGAAGCAGUACUACGAUUAUGGUAACAAUACUUGUACUCAGGGCCGUUCCAGCUGCGGGGUUUACACCCAGGUUGUGUGGAAGAAUUCGGUGGAAUUGGGCUGUGGUCAAGCUCAGUGUGUGAAGGAGCGUUCUAGCCUGACCGUUUGUUUCUAUAAUCCGCCUGGAAAUGUGGUUGGGGAGAAACCUUAUUAGAUUUCAUCGAUCUCUUUCUUGUUCUGGGCUUUUGAUUAGCCAUUAGAGUUACGCUGCAUAUGUAAUUUGGUUCCUUUUGAUGGGUUAUUGUUACAUCGGCUCAGUUCUCAGAUCAUGUUUCUGAAUUGUUAAUGUGCUUCAAGUUCAUAAUUGGGUGGCAUUCAUGAGUUUAUUGAGUAAUUUUUGUAUCAUGUAUGUGUUAUUUGCUAAAAGGAAAUGUCAUGAUCAUCAAAAAUGGAUUGUGAACUACUUUUAUUACCAAAAAAAGAAAAUAAAAACGAAUAUGAAGGAGGGAAUACAUAGUUUAAUG
Molecule: messenger RNA, 1108 nt
Organism: Oldenlandia corymbosa var. corymbosa
Lineage: Eukaryota; Viridiplantae; Streptophyta; Magnoliopsida; Gentianales; Rubiaceae
Source: the annotation of a GenBank genome assembly